CUGAUCGCGCUUCGCGUAUUCCUUUCUUCCACCCGUUCAGUUGAGAGCGAACCGACAAACAAGCUCACACAGCAUUCAUUAGCCAGCUGCCAGUCUGAUUCUUUGCUCAUAGAAAAAAAGUGCGUUCUCUGUUCAAAUUUGUGUGAAUCAAUUACCUAUCCCUCGAACUUCACAGUGUGUCAAUAAAGUGCGGUUCAUCGCGAUAUCGAAAUCGCUGCGAGAUGGCAAACGGUCGCAGCAUUCGCUUCUACUACGACCUGAUAUCGCAACCUUGCCGAGCUUUGUACAUUUUCCUUGAGCAGAACAAAAUCCACUAUCAAAAGUGUCCCAUUGCGCUGCGGAAAUGGGAGCACACAACGCCCGAAUAUCUGCAAAAUGUGAACCGUUUCGGUAAGGUGCCCGCCAUUGUGGACGGAAAGAACUUCAAAUUGGCGGAAAGUAUCGCCAUUCUGCGAUAUUUGGCACGAGAGUUCACCGUACCGGACCAUUGGUAUCCGAGGGAUAGCCGUAGGAGAGCCAGGGUUGACGAGUACUUGGAGUGGCAGCAUUCGAACACCCGGUUGCACUGCGCUGGGUAUGUGAGGUACGUGUGGCGAGGACCUCUGCGAGGGGAAACCAUGGACCCGAGGGUUGCCAAACGGUUGAAAGCGGAGAUGGUCGGUUGCUUGGAUUUCAUCGAGACGAACGUUUUACAGCGGGACGUGCAUUUCAUAGCAGGCGAUGAAAUCUCGAUCGCUGAUCUGGAGGCGGCUUGCGAGAUCGAACAGCCAAAACUAGCCGGGUACGACGCACGUGUCGGUCGACCGAAGCUGACAGCGUGGAUGCAAAGGGUAAAGGAAACCACCCAACCAGACUACGACGAGGCGCAUAAGGUUUUGAAUAAAUUUGCGCCUACUGCGACGUGAUAUUAGAUGAACGGGAACCUGCCUACUGCAUUUGUAAUGCAUUUGUUGAACUCCACCGAGAAUAAACAGUGUGAUUUGUAUUCGCUUUUCAAUAGUAUUAAAUCAAUAUAUUGGCUUUAAUUAUUUUGAAAUAUUCAA
This is a messenger RNA of Aedes aegypti (yellow fever mosquito), 1043 nucleotides long. RefSeq names its product glutathione S-transferase theta-3. The record is from RefSeq and is a predicted model, not a curated record. Bases 222 to 905 code for a protein of 227 amino acids. Gene Ontology annotation, cellular component: cytoplasm. The transcript is spliced from 3 exons. Gene Ontology annotation, molecular function: glutathione transferase activity. Gene Ontology annotation, biological process: glutathione metabolic process. Lineage: Eukaryota; Metazoa; Arthropoda; Insecta; Diptera; Culicidae.